ACAUUUGGGCUCCACCUCCCAAAAUCUGUACUUUUUGCUCUCAAAUUCUCUCUUCUUACCUGAUUACAGAGUAGUUUAUUCUCGCCGCCAUCUCCUCCGCCCCCAUUUCUGACACUGACCCCAUUUUCCCUUACCAUUUUCCCCCUCAAUUCCUUCAACUUCUAACCGAACCUCCAACUUUUUCCCCUUCAUCCGUGGCCGCCCAUGAUUCUCUCUAUCUGGCCCCAUAAUUGCGGUUUCUUUCGCUUUUGCUAUGUGGGUUCCUCUGGAUUCCACUUUCUCGCAUUGCAUGUGAAACCCAGCUGCGUUUCGUCCCCUUUUUGUAUCUUUUUCCCCCCUCUCUGUUCUGUUUUCAACUGUGAAUCCCAGAUUCUGGAUUUUCCCCUGUGAGAUUCCCAUUUUCGGUUCUGCGUUUUGGAUUUUGCUGCAUGGUACUUGCUUAGAUAAAAGGAUUCUGGGUGAAUAGAUAAAGGAUUCUGGGUGCACCAAUCUUGUUAUUCGGUUGAGUUUCUGAAUCAGAAACCAGAUUGUGGGACGAUCGAUUUGAGGGUCGAUAUGAUUUCUCCAGCAUUGAUUUGUUUCUGCUGGAGUAGCGGAAGUUGCAGGGCACAUAUCGAUUGAGUGAGAUUCUAAAUGGAAGUAUCAUCGAGUGGUAAACGCUCGAUAUAUUGCCUUCGGUAUCUUAAUUCCAGAAUUUGCAAAUGCGUUGCCAUAUUACUUGCUCUUCUGGUUGUUAGAGCUAUUGUUUUCCCGUCGCUCUCAAGUUUUAGUCGGAUUGGAGAGAACGGCUUAGUAAUCAUCCGCAAUCACUCUCUGUGGUCUAGUUCUGAUUCCGGAAUUCGAAUCGACAAGUUUUUGGAGGUUCCUCAGAUUGUUUGGGGUUUGAACAAUCAAAAGAUAGCAUUUGCUAGAGCUUGUCUGACUGCAAGAAUGUUGAACCGAACUCUUUUGAUGCCUAGCCUGAGUGCCUCCCUCUUCUACAAAGAAGUCGAGCGUUUGGAACCGAUUUCCUUUGAUAAGAUCUUUCAAUUUGAAGAGUUCAAUUCUCGCUGCAACGGGUAUGUUCGAUUGGGUCGUUAUAUGGAUAUCUCAAAUCGAACAAGAGCAACUGAGCUGCCAAAAGGAAGCGGGAGGAAGUGGACGGUCGAGAGGGAUUUGGAGCAAUUGAGGGAGUAUAGCAAGGAACUGUUUGAUCAUCAUGAGGUGAUCCGAAUAGUUGGUAAAAAUCCCUUUCUAUGGCACGAUCACUGGCCUGUAAAGGACUAUGCAAAGGUUUUCGAGUGCUUAGUUUUGGUUGACGAAAUAGAGAAAGAAGCAGAUAAAGUGAUUGCGAAGAUACGAGAGGUAGGAUCAGAAGUUAGAAGUAAAUUUGGAUCCGAUGCUACUGGUGUGGAAUCCGAGAAGUUGUUGCAACUGGUGCCAUAUGUUGCGGUCCACAUGAGAAUAGAGAUAGACUGGAUGAUUCACUGUAAGAAGUUAGAGCAGAGAUCUAAGAUAAACCAAAUUUGUAGUAGCAAGGAGGAGAUAAUGGAUAGAGUAGGGAACAUUUUGGGAACGAAAACGCCAGUGGUCGUUUAUCUUGCUGUGGCAGAUAGUUUACUUAACGAUUCUUCUAUUUUGAAAGGUUGGAAAGAAGGCUUGCUACCUUUUGAGAAGAAGAAAUUGGGGAUUGAUAAGAUAUACAAGAAGUAUCCUUACCUCAUACAGUCAGCAAUCGAUUACGAAGUUUGCUUGAGGUCCGAUGUCUUCGUUGGAAACAGUUUCUCCACGUUUUCGAGUCUUGUAGUUCUCGAGAGGACGCAAAAGAUGAUCAAAACGGGGGUCGAGGACCUAUGUAGUACAGAUGUAAGGUGGCCUUCUUAUGCUUAUAACAUAUUAGGAGAUUCAAAGGGUCCUCGGAAAUGGAUAGCUAAUAUGGCUGAUUUAAGCCUCCAAAAAAUUAGCUAUGGUUCCAACGAAACCUCUUGUUAAUGGUCGCCUUCUCGAUUACACGAGAUUGAAGAUGUUAACUCUACGUCGUUAUUCUUUCAUUCAUUCAAAAGCAGAAGUAGAUGAUGGAGAAAUAUGGAGAAAGGAAGAAACAGCACCCUCCGAAUCCAAUCGGUACAGUUUUCGGUUUUGUACAUUUGAUUAUUUGUUACACGUUCAGUAGAUGCUUUUUGAGGAAUUGAUUGAACUAUUCUUUAUAACCGUCCAUUCAUUUUACAAAUUGUUUUACCAUACAUAAAAGUUUCGCAGCUAUUAAUUUCUCCUGUGAAUAUAUAUUUAGCAUACAGAGG
Molecule: messenger RNA, 2279 nt
Organism: Momordica charantia (bitter melon)
Lineage: Eukaryota; Viridiplantae; Streptophyta; Magnoliopsida; Cucurbitales; Cucurbitaceae
Product: O-fucosyltransferase family protein
Biological process (GO): pollen-pistil interaction
Source: RefSeq, a predicted model, not a curated record